AUGGGCUGGAAGCUGCUGUCAGCAAGAGUGAGGGCUAGAGGCGCAUCUUUGCAGGCAGAGAGAAGCGGCCUGGCAGAUGGCGGGCCGUGCACACCGACCAUGCUCAGUCAACCGUCCCCUUGCCAUGCCUCGUCUCACCUUCCCUCAUCCCAGCCUUGUUCACCCACGUCCCUCCGCGCCUCCACUUUUCUCCUCUCCCUCGCCCAGAGCCCACCUCGCCCUGCCUCCCCCUCCCCUAUCUCCCUCGUUUCCCCAACCCUCCCAACACGUUUUCCCCCGUUCCUCUCUCUCCCCCGAGAGCAGGGCUUCUGGCGGGGCACGGUGCCGGGGCUGCUGUUGGUGAUGCCCUACACCGCCAUCCAGUUCGUCGUCAUCCACCGCUUCAAAUCGCUCAUGACCGGCUCACACCGCACAGAGGACCACAAGCAGCUGCGACCGGAGCUGUCAUUCGUGGGCGGGUCGGUGGCGGGCAUGGCGGCCACGGUGGGGUCGUACCCCUUCGACCUGCUGCGCACCGUGCUCGCCUCACAAGGCGAACCCAAGGUGUAUGCGGGCAUGAGGGCGGCGUGCAUGGGGAUAGUGAGGGAGCGCGGGGUGAGGGGGCUGUUUGCAGGGCUGCCGCCCACCAUGGUGGAGAUCAUCCCCUACGCCGGCCUGCAGUUCGGCCUCUACGAUGCCUUCAAGCGCCACCUCGCUCACUACAACUGGUCGCGCUCCAAGGCUCGCCACGACCGCCCCGUGUCGCUCGCCCACUCCCACCUGCCCUCCACAGCCCCGUCCACCGCGCCACUCUCCCCGCCGCUAUCACCCUCACCAUCAUCAUCACCAUCACUCUCACCAGCAGCAGCCCCGCCAGCCGUGGCAUCGGCAGUGGAGCGGGCGGCACGGCCUGCCGUGUCAUCGGGGCAGCUGAGUGCAUGGCAGCAGUUCAUGUGUGGGCUGGCAGCGGGCACACUCGCUAAGGUCGCCUGCCACCCACUCGAUGUCGUCAAAAAGCGAUUCCAAGUGGAGGGGCUGCGGCGCCAUCCUCGGUACGGAGCACGCAUCCAGCCGAGGGCGUACCGCGGCAUGGUAGACGCGCUGCGCAAGAUAGUGGCCACCGAGGGUGUGGAGGGGCUCUAUAAAGGUGUGCUGCCUUCCGUUAUCAAAGCCGCCCCAUCUGCUGCAAUCACCUUUUUUGUCUACGAGCUUGUCGCAAAGUUUCUCGAGGAAAUGUCCUCAACAGACGUCUAA
Closterium sp. NIES-65 is the source of this 1233-nucleotide messenger RNA. NCBI's taxonomy places the organism in Eukaryota, Viridiplantae, Streptophyta, Zygnematophyceae, Desmidiales, Closteriaceae. The record is from the annotation of a GenBank genome assembly.